GCGAUGCUGGCGGCGGCCGCGGCGCGACGCGUGGCCUGCGCCGUGUCCGGCGGCGUGGACAGCGCCGUGGCCGCGCUGCUGCUGCGCCGCCGAGGCUACCAGGUGACAGGCGUGUUUAUGAAGAACUGGGACCCCCUGGAUGAACAGGGAGCUUGCUCCGUUGACAGAGAUUGCGAGGAUGCUUACCGCGUUUGCCAGAAGCUCGAUAUCCCGUUUCACCAGGUUUCCUACGUGAAGGAAUACUGGAAUGAAGUAUUCAGUGACCUCUUAAAAGAGUACGAAUUGGGAAGGACGCCUAAUCCUGAUAUUGUGUGUAACAAGCACAUCAAAUUCAACUACUUUCUGCAUUAUGCUUUGGAUAACCUUGGAGCAGAUGCAAUUGCUACUGGGCAUUAUGCUAGGACCUCCUUAGAGGAUGAGGAAGUGUUUCAACACAAACACGUUAAAAGACCACAGAAGCUUUUCAGAAACCGUUUUGAAGUUAGAAAUACUGUGAAACUCCUUCAAGGGGCUGACCUCUUUAAGGACCAGACCUUCUUUCUAAGUCAGAUCUCACAGGAUGCUUUGAGGAAAACCAUUUUCCCUUUAGGGGAUUUAACAAAAAGUUUUGUAAAGAAGAUAGCAGCAGAACAUGACCUUCAUCAUGUGCUAAAGAAAAAAGAGAGUAUGGGAGUCUGUUUCAUUGGUGAAAGAAACUUUGAAAAUUUCCUUCUUGAGUAUUUGGAACCUCAACCGGGUAACUUUGUUUCCAUUGAAGAUAAGAAGGUGAUGGGAACACACAAAGGUUGGUUCCUCUACACAAUAGGCCAGAGGGCUCGGCUGGCAGGCCUCCAGGAAGCUUGGUUUGUUGUAGACAAAGAUGUCAGCACUAGAGAUGUCUAUGUGGCACCAUCAAGAGACCACCCUGCUCUGUACAGAGACCUCCUGCGGACGAACCGAGUGCACUGGAUAGCAGAGGAACCUCCAGCAGAGCUUGUUAGAGAGAAGAUGAUGGAAUGUUAUUUCAGGUUUCGGCACCAGAUGGCACUGGUGCCUUGUGUCCUGACUCUAAACCAAGAUGGGAGUGUGUGGGUAACGCUAGUGAAGCCAGCAAGAGCUAUGACGCCUGGACAGUUUGCCGUGUUCUACAAGGGUGACGAGUGCCUGGGCAGUGGGAAGAUCGUGAGGAUGGGCCCAUCUGUGUAUACCAUGCAACAGGGCAAAAACCGAGGGGAGAAUCCAAAGAAGGAAGAGAUUGACAAAAUAGAACCAGCAACGUAACACGUGGCAUUGUUUAUGGAAGGACUUUGGAGAAUUUGCUGCCUGAGAAUAAUAAAAACUGUAAUAAAUGUGGCUUCUACUGAUUUCUGUGUUCUUAAGGCCAGUUGACUGUGAAGUCCCAGCUCUUGGCUGUUUAAAUGAGUUUAAAGCCAUUUUGCUGGGCUGUGUGGUGCUAUUUAUGUUAAUACGUAUCAAAGGAUGUCAUAAAUUGUUAACUGUAAUAGUACCUACACAUGCAAGAAUUUUAAGAUAAAAAUCGUGUCUGAAAUCAUAAAUAUCUCUUUUUCAGAAAUUAAAUGCCUUUUUUCCCCCUUAUUUAAAGGUACCUCUCCCUAGUAAAGUACACGUUGUUUUACAUUAAAUGUAUGUUUGUGCUUUGAACUGAGGAAAAGAAGUGAAAGGUUUUCAAAUUCAGCAUUUUGAAUUAACUCCAAGCAAGAGAUAUUUAUCUUUCAUUUUAUAUAGUUUUAUAAAAAAUGCUGUGGAUUCUUAAACUGUAUUAAGUAGUGGUUUCACAUGUUUACAUAAUUCAGAAUUACAAAUCUUAGGGACUUAAAAACAGUCUGGAAUGCUAAAUGUUUUCACACAACUGACUGUUAACUGCUGAGGGCUGAGGCUGUUUGGUUUGUACCCUGGAGGAAAGAGUGCAUUGUUGUGCUUGAGAAAAAUGCAAAUUCAAAGGAAUUUCCUUACUGUGUAUCUAACUUAAUAUAGACCUGAUAAUAAUUGGAUCUUGCCAUAUCUCUAAAUGGAGAGGUAUUAGGAAGAGCUGAAUACCCCACCAAAUUAAUCUCUGUUUAUAAGAAUUGGGUGCAUAUUGAGGACACCCUAAACUUAUAAUAAAACUUGAUAACACAAGUCAACAAAAUUUAAUUCCUGUCUUUUAACAUGAUAACUGUCUCCAAAGUACAGCUCUGCAGGAGUCAGACUUUCCAGGUGGGUGUAGAAUUUUGAGAUUUACAUCCACUCUGGGCAGUAGGAAAGCUGUAGCAUGAAUAGAUCUUUUCAGCAGAUCUGAAGGCUUGGAUUACAUGUACAUCGUUUUCUGUUGUCUUGGUAUCUUCUAAGAAUUCCUUUUGUUCCCUCUGCUAAGAAAAGUAAAAGGGGAGAAGACUUUUCAAUGUCUACCUUCUGGUCUAGCAAAGUUCAGGGAGCCCUAUGGAAAACCCUUGACUGUUAAAAUCUUACUUGGCAUUACAGUAGAUCUGCUUAAAAGGGGAAAACCAUUCUUUUUCACUGGUGCCAAAAUCAAUUAAAUUUAAAGUCUUGUCUUUAGAUCUGCUGUCCAUCCAUGCACAGGUUAACAGUAAGGAUGAUUCAUGCUUCAUGUGAACUGAUUUAUAUUAGUUUAGUUGUUAUAGGUCCUGGACAUGACUUUUAUGUAGUUUUAUGUGAUUACAUUGCAAAAUGUAGAAUUAAUUAAGGAGUUAAUGCUCUACAUUGUCCUCAUCUGAGUUUUGCUGCAAAUGUCCCAAUUAAAAUCUUAACAAAUGUU
Messenger RNA from Myiozetetes cayanensis, 2755 nucleotides. RefSeq names its product tRNA mitochondrial 2-thiouridylase (gene TRMU). The transcript is spliced from 11 exons. The record is from RefSeq and is a predicted model, not a curated record. Gene Ontology annotation, cellular component: mitochondrion. Gene Ontology annotation, molecular function: sulfurtransferase activity. NCBI's taxonomy places the organism in Eukaryota, Metazoa, Chordata, Aves, Passeriformes, Tyrannidae. Bases 4 to 1260 code for a protein of 418 amino acids. Gene Ontology annotation, biological process: tRNA wobble position uridine thiolation.